Messenger RNA from Schizosaccharomyces osmophilus, 792 nucleotides. Its product is annotated as short-chain type dehydrogenase/reductase. Gene Ontology annotation, molecular function: oxidoreductase activity. Lineage: Eukaryota; Fungi; Ascomycota; Schizosaccharomycetes; Schizosaccharomycetales; Schizosaccharomycetaceae. The transcript has a single exon. The coding region runs from base 1 to 792 and encodes 263 amino acids. The record is from RefSeq and is a predicted model, not a curated record.
AUGAACAGUACCAUGUCAAAUAACAGUCUUCCUCUCGAAAACAAAGUCGCCAUCGUCACAGGAGGCUCCAGAGGUAUCGGAGCAGGAAUUGCUGAAACAUUGGCAAGCCGUGGUGCCAAGGUUGCUAUUACAUUUACCUCUGAAAGCAGUAAAGAUGCAACGGAACAAUUGGUGAAAAAGAUUAAGGAUUUUGGCACUUCAGCAGACGCCAUCACUAUUCAAGCCGACUUGCGUAACGUUGCAAGUGCUAAGCUAAUCGUCGAUACUACUGUCAAAGCUUUUGGUCCCACCAUCCAUAUUCUCGUCAAUAAUGCCGGAAUUGCAUACGACCGUACUCCUAUAGGAAGUACAUCUGUUGAGGACUACAAUAGUAUCUUUGACGUAAAUGUUCGAGCCGUCUUCUUCAUGGGAGAAGCCGUAGCACCCCAUCUCCCCAAUAAAGGUGGUAGAAUCAUUAACAUAGGAAGUAUUGCAGGUAGAGGAUCAGCUAGCCGAAUCCCUUUGUAUUGUGCAAGCAAGGCUGCUCUUGAAGGGUUCACAAGAUGCUGGGCCGCUGAAUUAGGUCCUAAAGGCCAUACCGUCAAUCAAGUCAAUCCGGGUGCGGUGGAGACAGAUAUGCUAAGGGGAAUAGAUAGCUCAGUAACUAAUGCGUAUAAAGACAUGACUCCUAUGGAAAACCGCUUUGGACAGCCUCAGGAUAUUGCAGACAUUGUAGGGUUUCUUGCUGAAGAAAGCAGCCGAUGGAUCACCGGACAAACAAUUUCAGCUUCUGGCGGUCUCAAAAUGUAUUAA